UAGCUGUGGAUCAUACACAUGUACGUGCUGGACUCCAGAUACCCUUUGCGACGACAGCGAUUGCAGUAGCAGGUGGUAACCGGAGACCCGGAGCCCGACACCGGAGGGCGAGAUGAACGCGCUGGCUUCCCGAGCCAUCCGGAUCCGCGAUCGCUUGUGGCAGCCCGAGCCGGCCCUCCUGCCCCCAGGGUGACGCACAGCCCCGAGUCGCACAGACAGAUGGCUCCAGGCCAAGUGCCCCACCAGUCUGCCCCCUGGAGGGGCUCCCACCCCUUUUUCCUCCUGUCCCCGCUGAUGGGCCUUCUCAGCAGGGCCUGGAGCCACCUGAGGGGCCCAGGCCCUCCGGAACCCUGGCUCUUAGAACCAGUAGCCAGAGCGGAUCAAGGAGAAGCUGGUCCGGAGCCAGAUGCUAAGACUUUCCUGGCCACUCUCCGCGCCCCAGAGGGCAGGCACUUUCCAGGGGAGACAGAUGGACGAGGGUUCUGGGGGCCCGGCCAUGACCUAAGAGCCAGCCGUUCUCUUCUUGAAGCCCGGGGACUUUCAGAUGAUGAUGAUGAUGAUGAUGGAGAGGAUGGGGGGGAACAAACAACCACCAGGGUCCCUCAAGAGCAAGGAAGUGCAUUUGUGGAUGGCCGGCCUGCUCCCCUGUCCCCCAGUCUUCCAGAAAGAAUGCUGCAGGGCCUUUCUGGGGAGGAAGAGCCUGAGCAAGGAGGGGCUGCUGAAGUCGAAAUGGUCACAUUUUCCUCUUUUCCUCCAUCACCCUGGGAGUGUUGUACCGGAGAGGAGGCAGAGGAAGGAGAAGCUGUAAACAAAGAAGCUGCCAGAACACCUACUUUCCCUUUAUCUCCAGGAUCCAGGCCCAAAGUUUGGGCGUAUCGUGCUGGGGAGGAAGGAGAUCAAGUGACAGAGGAAAAAAAGACAGAAAAUACAGAAGCCAUAAAGAGCUCCAUUUCCGCGUCAUCAUCAGGCUUUCACCCUGGGGCCUGGGAGUGUGGUUCAGGAGAGGAGUCUCAGGAGGAGGAAGACGAUGUGAGUGACUCAGGAGCAGCUGAGGAGGAGGGAGAAGCUGAGAGGCCCUCUUCCAUUUCACCCACAAGUGCCUUCAUCAGGGCCUGGGUGUAUCAGCCAGGGGAGGACACAGAGGAGGAGUCUGAGGAGGAGGAAGAUGAAUUCAGUGACUCAGGAGCAGCUGAGGAGGAGGGAGAAGCUGAGAGGCCCUCUUCCAUUUCACCCACAAAUGCCUUCAUCAGGGCCUGGGUGUAUCGGCCGGGGGAGGACACAGAGGAGGAGUCUGAGGAGGAGGAAGAUGAGUUGAGUGACUCAGCUGAGGAGGAGGGAGAAGCUGAGAGGCCCUCUUCCAUCCCACCCACAAGUGCCUUCAUCAGGGCCUGGGUGUAUCGGCCAGGGGAGGACACAGAGGAGGAAGAUGAGAAUGAGGAGGAAGAGGAUUCAGAAGCCACUGACUCAGCGCCAAGGCCCUCCCUUCAGGCUCAGAGCGCCCUCCUCAGGGGCUGGAGCUGUCAGCCGGGAAAGGACCUGGAGGGAAGGGAAGUUGCUGAGGAGCGGGGAGAAGCUGAGCCCCACCCCUUCCGAGUGGCCAUCUAUUUACCUGGAGAGAGGCCACCACCCCCCUGGGCUCCUCCUCAGCUACCCGUCCGACUGCAGAGGCGACUCAAGUCCACAGAAACCCCCACCCGGCAUCCUGACCCUGAGACUCCCGGAAAGGCCAGAAAGGUACGUUUCUCUGAGAAGGUCUCUGUCCGUCUACUCGCUGUCUGGGCAGGACCAGCCCGGGCCGCCCGCCGGGGACCCUGGGAACAGCUCGCCCGAGAUCGAAGUCGCUUUGCCCGUCGCAUUGCCCAGGCCCAGGAGCAGCUGGGCCCCUGUCUCACCCCUGCUGCCCGGGCCAGAGCCUGGGCCCGCCUCGGGAACCCUCCGCCUCCUCUGGCCGUCACACCCACUCCUACCCAGAUCUUACCAUCACCCUCCAUCCAGGCCACACUCCUGAGCCCUUAUAGGCCAUCUUCCUUCGCCCCCCUGUCCCUGUCUCCUGGCCUGGACCUCAGUGGGAGGCGUGGCUAAGAUCAUGUAGUUUCAUGUUUAUAUUAUUUAUUUAUUAUUUUGUAUAUUGUUUUAUAUAACAAAUAAACUUUAUUUGUAGCAAGCCAUGUCCUUGUCACUAUACGUAUCUGAACUGACUGUAUCCACUAUGCUCAGGAUUAAGGAGAGUACUUGGUAGAGAAUAAACUUGUAUUUCCUGUCAUCACACAAA
Messenger RNA from Hyaena hyaena (striped hyena), 2272 nucleotides. RefSeq names its product protein phosphatase 1 regulatory subunit 15A (gene PPP1R15A). The coding region runs from base 220 to 2082 and encodes 620 amino acids. Gene Ontology annotation, molecular function: protein phosphatase regulator activity. NCBI's taxonomy places the organism in Eukaryota, Metazoa, Chordata, Mammalia, Carnivora, Hyaenidae. Gene Ontology annotation, cellular component: protein phosphatase type 1 complex; endoplasmic reticulum. The transcript is spliced from 3 exons. Gene Ontology annotation, biological process: response to endoplasmic reticulum stress. The record is from RefSeq and is a predicted model, not a curated record.